CUCGGCAGUCGGCACACCAUGGCAACAAGCCCACGCGUCGCUUUCUUCGCUGCUGCCACCUUCGCCCUCCUCCUCGCCGCCUCGCCGUCGCCGGCGCUGCCGCCGGCCGUGCAGCGCGACGCCGGCGACGGGAUGAAGUGGACGACGACCACGGUCCCGUCGGCCGGCAACGGAACCGAGGAGACGCUCACCCAGUGGGCCGAGAGGCAGCGCUUCCGCGUCGGCGACGUCCUGGACUUCAAGAGCUGGAACGGCACGGUGCUCCUCCUGGCGCGCCGCGGCGACUACCGGCGGUGCCGCGCGACGGCUAGCCCGGCGAGGCGCUUCGCGGGCGGCGGCGACACGGAGUUCGUGCUGGAUCGGCCGGGGACCUUCUACUUCGCCAGCGCCGUGCCGGGGCGCUGCGAGGCGGGCCAGCGGAUGGUCGUGCGCGUCGUCGUCGACGCCGACGACGCGCCCUUCGACUUCGCGCCAACCAGCGGCGUCGACCCCGGCACCACUGCUCCGCAGCCGCCGACCGUCGUGUUCAAGCUGACGCCGUCAGCAUGGCUGUGGAUCGGGACCGUAGGAGUCUUCGCUGCCCUCCUCAUCUGCGUCACGUACUUCUACCUCGACGAGCAAACCAAGCUGGCCAAGCAUUUCAUGGACGCGCUCGGGGCAAGAUUGGAGGACCACAAAGGAUUCUCUACCGAGCUCGCUGCUACUAGUGUGUAGUAGUGCCUAUGGUAGGGGUCCAUGUUGCUUGCCACGCACCUGAUUACCUGAAGAAGCCCUGAAAUGCGGUGCACUGAUGUUCAUCGAUCCUGCUAAUAAUUAAGUUUGUAUGACCCGGAAAUGCGUUCGUGUUCAUGUUUUUACUCCUUCACUCGCUGUGCCAACCAUCAGGGCAGUAAACAUUACGGCCUACUAGGAUAAUGUAGCAGCAUUCAUUUCU
Messenger RNA from Panicum virgatum (switchgrass), 934 nucleotides. Its product is annotated as early nodulin-like protein 1. Bases 19 to 714 code for a protein of 231 amino acids. The record is from RefSeq and is a predicted model, not a curated record. The transcript has 2 exons. Lineage: Eukaryota; Viridiplantae; Streptophyta; Magnoliopsida; Poales; Poaceae. Gene Ontology annotation, cellular component: plasma membrane. Gene Ontology annotation, molecular function: electron transfer activity.